GAGAUUUUCGUUAGAGUAGUUACUAUGUGACGGCAUGACGGCUUGUUUUGAUCUGCAUUCUUUUUUACGUCUGUUAUUUAUUCCCUGCUUCAAUUUCUCUCCGAAAAAGAGCUGAUUAAGAAAAUGGAUUCGUCAGACUCGGAUUGUUUUCCUCUAGAACGUGAAAGGGGCGAUGGAGCGAUGCGAUGGAGAGAAAGAACUGAGGAAAACAACUUGAAAAAGAAGAAAAAAAGGAUUGGAGAUGCUCUUGAUGGCCAAGAGGAAUAUAUGGGCCUAAAUGGUGAGAAUGUGAAGCGCAUGAAGAAGCACAAAAGGAGAAAAGAAAGAGGGAGCGACACAAUGUCAGAAGAAGUCUCUGAGGUGACUGGAGAGGAGAUGCCAAGGAAAAAGAACAAAACAAAAGAGAAGCUUGUGGGUAUUUCUGACAAGAUGUCUCAGCACGAAAUACCUGCAGAGGCGUCACAGAAGAAAACGGACUCAAACAAGCAAGGGGAGGGUGAAAUAAAUGGGUGGACUAUGGAAGUUCCCAUUCAAGGUGCACCAGCGGACGAAACCCCAAGAAAAAGAAAAAAGACAAAACGGAAAGAGCCGGACACGGAUGAGCUCACCGCGGAACCUACUAAUCAAGAGGCACCAGUAGAGGAGAUGCCCACAAAAAAAAAGAAGAAGAAACAGAAAGAGCGGGAAACGGAUGAGUUCACCGUGGAACCUACUGCUCAAGAAGCAGCAGUAGAGGAAAUGCCAACCAAAAAGAAGAAGAAAAAAAAACGGAAAGAGUGGAACACAGAUGAAUCCGUAAUGGAAUCUUCUGCUAGGGAUGCACCGAUAGAGGAGACUCCAAGGAAAAAAAAGAAAAAACAGAAAGAGAUGCAACCAGGUUCGUCCUCCGCGGAAUUCCUUACUCCACAUGCGCCAAUAGAGGAGACGCCGAGGAAAAAGAAGAAGAAACAGAAGGAGACGCAAACAGACGUGUCCUCAGUGGAACCCACUAGUCAAGAACCACCAAUAGAGAAGACACCAAGAAAAAGAAAAAAGGACAGACUACAUGGCUCCACCAAGGAACCUAUUAUUCAAGAAACCACAUCGGAGGAGACCGCCACUGAAAAGGAUGCAAACAGCUCUACUGUGGAGGCUACUAUUCAAGAAGGACAAAGAGUAAAGACCUCCCAACCUAAGAACAAAGAGAGAGAGAGAGAAGUAAGAGGUACUUCAGACGAAUCAGAGAUUUUAAGUGAGCAGCCAAGGGAUUUUAAUGGAGAAGAUAUGUCUCGUGCGACACUGCUCACAAAAUCCUUGACGCCACAGGGAAAAAGGCAAAAGGAGAACGAACAGCAACCCCAACAGAACAGCGACGAGAAAGAACUGAAUAUGAUGACAGAGCUGGAUGAACUUAAAGAAUUUGUUCCCAAUGCAGAAUUCAAAGAUUCUCAACAGAUCAGACGUCUGGUAGCAUAUGACUUGCCUAGAUACAAAGAGUUCAAAAGGAAAGGCAUCCCUCUGCGCAGCGGACGCUUUUCCAAGCAAGAGAACGAGAGGUUAGUCGAGAACGUCAAAGACUUCAUGGCUCUCACAGGAAUCGACAACGCAGUCAAGCUCUUCUAUCCUUCACGUUUCCCAGAGGAGAAGAACAGCAUAACGAAGGCAAAGAAGGACCACGGGUUCUUUGGACAAAUUUCUGAAGGAAUCCCACGAUCCUGUCACGACAUUUACAUGCGUGGGAGAAACUUAUUUGACGACAGAAACUACAUGGGCGAGUUUACAGAAGAAGAAAUUCGAUCCCUUUGUAAAUUGCACAGUUUGCAUGGGAAUGACUGGAAGAAGCUCAGCGAUUUGACCGGCAGAAGUCCUGCUGCGUUGGAGAAGCGUUUUUCUCAGCUCAAAAAGAAGACAGGCCAUUGGAGUGAUGAAGAAAUGCAGAGUCUUUUGCACGCUGUUCGUGAUCACUUCAUCAGCAAACUGGACCCCGAAGCCCAAGAAAACCCUGGAACAGCCAGGAUCAGCCGCACAGACCUCUACUCCAACCUUCCCUGGACACAUUUGGCAGAAAAAGUAAAGACUCGUGCCUGGACACAGUGUCGGGAGAAAUGGAUGUUAAUUGUGAAGGCCAAAAUGUCACCAUAUGCUGUUAAGGACCUAAAGCAGACGAGAAAAUGGAAAAUCCAACUCAUUAAAGCGAUGUAUCAACUGAAUCUUGAAGACAUUGCGGAUGUGAAUUGGGAGGAUCUCACACACACUAUGGGGGAUGUCCCUCCAGCCUAUGUGCAAGAGCGUUUCCACAAGCUUAAAGUGCGUCGUGUCCCCCAUUGGCAAACAAAAUCUUUUGACGAAAUCAUUGAUUUCCUACAUGAUAAAGUUUUGCCUGUACUGGAAGGGGAAGCAGCCAUGGAUGACGCCUCAGGUGGCUCAGCAAGUAAGAACAGCAGUACCCAAAAAGACACCUUCCUCUUCUCUGACAUCUUUGGUCAUAUGUGAGGAUGAAGAUGAUGGGGACAGGGAUGAAGAUGAUGAGGAUGAUGAUGAAUAUGAAAAGAGAGUUAAAAUUCAGAAAUACAUUGGAAUGUCAUGCUUUU
Chanos chanos (milkfish) is the source of this 2570-nucleotide messenger RNA. Its product is annotated as transcription termination factor 1-like. Bases 124 to 2472 code for a protein of 782 amino acids. Gene Ontology annotation, cellular component: nucleolus. The transcript is spliced from 10 exons. Gene Ontology annotation, molecular function: chromatin binding. Gene Ontology annotation, biological process: termination of RNA polymerase I transcription. The record is from RefSeq and is a predicted model, not a curated record. Lineage: Eukaryota; Metazoa; Chordata; Actinopteri; Gonorynchiformes; Chanidae.